Messenger RNA from Cyprinodon variegatus (sheepshead minnow), 1965 nucleotides. RefSeq names its product malic enzyme 1, NADP(+)-dependent, cytosolic (gene me1). Bases 174 to 1940 code for a protein of 588 amino acids. The transcript has 14 exons. The record is from RefSeq and is a predicted model, not a curated record. Gene Ontology annotation, molecular function: malate dehydrogenase (decarboxylating) (NADP+) activity; malate dehydrogenase (decarboxylating) (NAD+) activity; NAD binding. Gene Ontology annotation, biological process: pyruvate metabolic process; malate metabolic process. Lineage: Eukaryota; Metazoa; Chordata; Actinopteri; Cyprinodontiformes; Cyprinodontidae. Gene Ontology annotation, cellular component: mitochondrion.
CCACACAGGCAGACAAUCUGCUGCUAUCUUGACCUUUAGUGAGUUACAGUGAAACAGCUCUGCUGAUAAGGAGAAUCUUCUUAAACCCCCCGCUGGGACGGACGUGAGACCAGAACCAGACCUGCGCGUCCACUUGUUGACUUCACAGCGGCUCUAUUUAAAGAGACAACGACAUGGCACACGGGCUGGCCAGGCGCGAGUCAGUGGACACGGAGAUGCACAAGUCCAAAGACAACGAGAAGACGCUUGUUUACACCAAGAAGAAGGGCUACGAUGUCAUUAGAAACCCCCACCUGAACAAGGGAAAUGCUUUCUCCCUGGAGGAGCGUCUCCAGCUGGGAAUCCACGGCCUGGUGCCCCCCUGCUUCAUCAGCCAGGACCUCCAGCUGCUCAGAGUCCUCAAAAACUACGACAUGAAAAGAGACGACCUGGACAGAUAUGUGUUCCUGAUUGGGCUCAUGGACCGCAGUGAAAAGCUCUUCUAUCGUCUUAUAAAUUCAGACGUAGAGAGGUUUAUGCCCAUCAUCUACACUCCCACUGUGGGUCUGGCCUGCCAGCAGUAUGGCCUCAUCUUCAGAAGACCAAGGGGGCUUUUCAUCACCAUUCAUGACCGUGGCCACAUUGCUUCAAUCCUCCAAAACUGGCCUGAAAAGGACAUUAAGGCUGUCUGUGUGACGGAUGGAGAGAGGAUUCUGGGACUGGGAGAUCUGGGCUGCCAUGGAAUGGGGAUCCCGGUUGGCAAGCUGGCCCUCUACACAGCCUGUGGAGGAAUGCCUCCCCAGCAGUGCCUGCCUGUCAUGCUGGAUGUUGGCACAGACAACGAGGCACUGCUGAAGGAUCCCCUUUACAUCGGCUUGAGGCAUAAGAGAAUCCGAGGCCAGGCCUACGACGACCUGAUAGAUGAAUUCAUGAAAGCCGUUUCAGAGCGGUAUGGAAUGGACUGCCUGAUUCAGUUUGAGGACUUUGCAAACAUUAAUGCUUUCCGCCUGCUGAGCAAGUACCGCAACAAAUACUGCACGUUCAACGAUGACAUCCAAGGCACAGCAGCAGUAGCCGUAGCAGGACUGAUCGCCGCCCUCCGUAUCACCAAAAGCAAAAUGAGCGACCACACCGUCGUCUUCCAAGGAGCGGGAGAGGCAGCGAUGGGGAUUGCUGAUCUCAUCACCAUGGCAAUGGAGAAGGAGGGACUCAAUAAGGAGGAAAGCUUGAAAAAAAUCUGGAUGGUUGAUUCAAAGGGACUCAUCGUCAAGGGUCGAGACCACCUGACCCACGAGAAGGAGAGAUUCGCCCAUGAGCAUCCUCCGAUGAGAAACCUGGAGGAUGUAGUCCGGGAUCUGAAACCCACAGCAAUCAUUGGUGUUGCAGCUGUAGCUGGAGCUUUCUCUGAGCAGAUCAUCAGGGACAUGGCUUCCUUCAAUCAACGACCAAUUAUCUUCGCCCUCAGCAACCCAACCAGCAAGGCUGAAUGUACUGCUGAGCAGUGCUACACAUUCACAGAGGGGAGAGGCAUCUUUGCCAGCGGUAGCCCGUUUGACGCCGUCACCCUGCCCGAUGGGAGGACCUUCUAUCCCGGUCAGGGUAACAACGCUUACAUCUUCCCCGGUGUGGGCCUUGGGGUCACCGCUUGUGCCUUGCGACAUAUUACCGAGGAUAUCUUCUUAAUAGCUGCAGAGGCUCUUGCCAACCUGGUGACUGAGAAGGACCUCGCCGAGGGUAGACUGUAUCCUCCUCUCAGCUCCAUCAGGGAGGUUUCUCUUAAACUGGCAGCUAAGAUCAUGGAUUAUGCCUACAACCACAAAAUGGCCACGCUUCGUCCAGAGCCUUCCGACAAGGAAGCACAUCUCCGCUCUAUAUCCUAUAGCACUGAAUAUGAUGACUUCACUGUUGACUCCUACCAGUGGCCAGAGGACUGCACGGCUGUGCAGACAUGUAAACUGUGAUGUUCUGCUCAAUAAUAAAAAAAAA